UCUCUCUCUCUCUCUCUCUGAUCACCUCUUUGCAAUCUCCCUCCCACCAUUUUAACAACAAAUAAAUAAUUAUGUUGUCGGUGGCCUCCGUGGAGACAGCUCAAAAUUCAUCGGAGCCGCCCUCUCCGCCGCUAUCAUCUCUCCCUAGAGAGCACGUGUUCGUGUCGAAGCUCCCGCCCAUCCCCAUCCCCACCGACGUCCCUCUCCACACCUACUGCUUCCAGAACGCCUCCCUCUACCCGGACCGCACCUGCCUCCUCGUGGGCUCCACUGGCCAAUCCUACACCUUCGCCCAGACCCACCUCAUCUCCCGCAAGGUCGCCGCCGGCCUCUCCACCCUUUGCGGCAUCCGCAAAGGCGACGUCCUCAUGCUCCUCCUCCAAAACUCCCCCGAGUUCGUCUUCACCUUCAUGGCCGCCUCCAUCCUCGGCGCCGCCGUCACCACCGCCAACCCUUUCUGCACUUCAAAAGAGAUUUUCAAACAGUUCCACCUCUCCCGCGCCAAGCUCAUCGUCACCCACUCCCAAUACGUCGACAAGCUCCGUCACAGUGACGGGGUCUUCGGGGAGGAUUUUAAGGUAGUGACGGUAGAUGACGGCCCAGCGCCUGACGGGUGCCUGCAUUUUUCCGAGCUUUCCAAGGCGAACGAGAAGGACGUGGCAGCUGAUGUGGAGAUCAAGCCAAAAGAGGAUGCAGUGGCGCUGCCCUUCUCGUCCGGGACCACAGGGCUGCCCAAGGGCGUGGUGCUGACGCACGGGAGCCUGAUCGCGAGCGUGGCUCAGCAGGUGGACGGGGAGAACCCGAAUCUGCACCUGAGGCCGGACGACGUUGUUCUAUGCGUGCUGCCGCUGUUCCACAUCUACUCGCUCAACUCGGUGCUACUGUGCUCGCUCAGGGCAGGGGCGGCUGUCUUGCUGAUGCACAAAUUCGAGAUUGGGUCGCUUCUGGAGCUUAUACAGCGACACCGCGUGUCGGUGGCGGCGGUGGUGCCGCCGCUGGUGCUGGCGCUGGCGAAGAAUUCGAUGGUGGACAGUUUUGACCUUAGUUCUAUAAGGAUGGUGUUGUCCGGGGCGGCGCCCUUGGGGAAGGAGCUGGAGGCCGCGCUGCUCACGCGCCUGCCUCAGGCGGUUUUGGGUCAGGGUUAUGGGAUGACUGAGGCCGGCCCAGUUCUAUCAAUGUCCCCAUCAUUCGCAAAGCACCCGUUGCCAACCAAGUCAGGGUCGUGCGGAAAUGUGGUCCGCAAUGCCGAGCUGAAGGUGGUCGACCCAGAAACUGGUUGCUCACUCCCGCGCAACCAGCCUGGCGAGAUUUGCAUUCGGUACCUGAAUGACGAUGAGGCAACUGCAAGAACUAUAGACGUUGAGGGUUGGCUCCACACGGGAGACAUUGGGUACGUUGACGAUGAUGAUGAUUGGAUCGAGUCAAGGAGCUUAUCAAAUUCAAAGGCUUUCAGCCAAAAAGACGAGGCUGCUGGUGAGGUCCCCGUGGCAUUUGUCGUCCCGGCUAAAGGCUCUCAUCUCACCGAAGAAGCUAUCAAAGAAUUCAUCUCCAAACAGGUGGUGUUUUACAAGAGACUGCACAAAGUGUACUUUGUUCAUGCAAUUCCCAAGUCCCCAGCUGGUAAAAUUUUGAGGAAAGAACUCAGAGCCAAACUCGCUGCACUGCCGUCAUCUACUUGAUAUAUAUAAUUUAAUUUAGUCUUAAUAUUUAUAUUAAUAAUAAAAUUGGGAAAUAUUUAUUUAGUUUCCGAAAAUCAAUUUUUAUUACUUUUCGUGGGUGAUGUGGUUAUUAUUAAAUUAUUUGUGCUUUCAUCAGUGCCAAUGCAAAAGCACUUCUUUAAUUUAUGCACUCUCCUUUUCUGUAUCAUUAGGUUCAACUAGUAACUGAUUAAGUUGUAAUAGUAUAUAGUGCAAUAUUCAAUGAAAUUCUUUGCAAUAAAUGAAGGUGUGUUGUGAUUAUGUAAA
Molecule: messenger RNA, 1964 nt
Organism: Striga asiatica
Lineage: Eukaryota; Viridiplantae; Streptophyta; Magnoliopsida; Lamiales; Orobanchaceae
Source: the annotation of a GenBank genome assembly